Messenger RNA from Ylistrum balloti, 3792 nucleotides. Its product is annotated as inner centromere protein A-like. Gene Ontology annotation, biological process: metaphase chromosome alignment; positive regulation of protein serine/threonine kinase activity; mitotic cytokinesis. Gene Ontology annotation, molecular function: protein serine/threonine kinase activator activity. NCBI's taxonomy places the organism in Eukaryota, Metazoa, Mollusca, Bivalvia, Pectinida, Pectinidae. The transcript is spliced from 18 exons. The record is from RefSeq and is a predicted model, not a curated record. Gene Ontology annotation, cellular component: midbody; kinetochore; meiotic spindle midzone. The coding region runs from base 1 to 3681 and encodes 1226 amino acids.
AUGAACAAAGGACAAACAUUCAUCCAUACCAUUGGGUUGGAUUCCUACAGAUCCAUCAACCAACAUUUCCAGACAAUUGUGGAACAACAAAGACAGUUCCAUCAAUGGCUAGAAGAUAUUGUGACUGAUUGCAAAGCAGCUUUUGAAAAACCAGACAUCAGGUUAUUGCCAAAGACGCCUACAGUUAAGAGAAGCAAAAAGAAAACCAAAAAACGUGACAGCAGUGAUGUUUUUGAACAACCAUCCAAAAAAAGUUUACGAGACAAUGAUGAAACAGAUGUUGAAGAAGAACAACCUAGAAGACGUCCACAGCGACGUGCUGCAUCAAGAACAGUUUCAAGCUCCUCCAGUAAAGCUUCUCAGACACGAAAGAAAAAGAAGGUUUCUGGAGAUGGCCCACAAUUGUCAAUUACGAAAGUUAUAGAAAAAGAGAACUCUGAGCCUGUGCUUGAAAGCACACCAGAAAAUGAUAGACUUCAUAUACCUAAAUCAAUGCCCAAUGUGAUGCCCAUUAAAAUGUCACCCCUACGUAAACAUACUGUGACAGGUCCUUGUAUGAAGAAGGCUGGGCCAGGUCAUGUAAAGGAUAAAGUUCUUGUGUUUGAGGACUUGAUGGAGUUGAGUAGUCCUACAACACCACAAAACAAUAGCUGCACAACAACCCCCAAAAAUAAUAAUAGCUGCUCCACAACUCCUGUCACACAAAAGAAGCUGUACAGUGCAGUCGAAUCAAAUUUGUACGAGGAAACGAUACCUGUACCAGAGACUCCUGAACAGAACAACAAUGUUUCUACACCAGACACUGUCAAAGGACCAGAAAAACAAGUAUUAGUAUCUUCUGUAGUAACGCCGUCACGCAACAAUAAUAAUCCAUCAAAUGUUACAGAGACCCCAAACACAACUCUCACCCCAUUAGCUCAUACUGGACCCAAGGAACGCCGUCAAAGUUCCCGAAGGUCAUCUACCUGCAGAAGGUCACGAAGGACAUCCAGAGCAAGCUUAAGGAAAUCAUUGAAAAUGAUUGCGUCUCAAAGUAAAUUGGAAAUGACAAAACUAAGAAGCCAAUUACAGAUUCCUGCCAUGGCUUCUACUGCUAUCGUAAACCAAGAUUCUCCCAGUACUGAAGGAUUCCUAAAAGAUACAGCUACUACUGAAAGAAAAGUUGUCCACACGAAACUAAAGUUGAAGAAAAAAGAGAUCCCAGUUGAUGAUUCCUCAGUUGUUUCCAGUCAACAAUUGUCAAAGACAAGCAAUUCGUCAGGAGGAGAGGAAAAUGACAACAGUGCUAGUUGUCAACAGCAAAGUAACCAAUCAGACAAAGUGCUUGAUACGCCAAAGACUUCAUGUAAUGAAGAUGAAUGGUUUUAUGAAGAAGUGGUUCAGAACCUUAAGAUAGUUUAUGUUGAAGAUUCUGAUAUUGAACAACUUUCAGAUAUAGAUGAUGUGAAAAAGAGUGAUCCAGAUAGCGAAGCAUGUGAGAAAAAUAAUGCCGGUAGGAAAAGGGGUAGGUCAACAUUCAAUGCUAAGGAUAUUAAUAAUGAGGUCAGUGAAAGUUCUCCUCUUAAAGAAAAGACUUCACCCACUGAUGUGUCGUCUGAUACAGCCAGUGUAAAUAAGAAGCCAGUGUGUGCUAAUACACGGACCAAGCAACGCAAGAACACGGCUACAUCAUCAGUGUCUUCCAAUGAUGAUUUAGCACUUGAUAGAGACUCUGGCUUGGGAAAAGACAGUGAUAUCACAAGAAGCACACGAUCAAAGAUGCGUAAACCAAAUGCUGCUACAAGUUCUGUGGAUGACAGUGAUGCUGAUGAUGAGAGAAUGGCAGAAGAAGAAGUUGUGCCAGUUCGGCAGAGUACUCGAACAAAGCAGAGAAAACAAACUGCAUCAACUGCUUCAACAACUUCUGAUUUAGGGGACAGUUCCUCUGAACCACCUCUUAGGACCAGUUCUCGGACCAAGCAGAGGAAAAAUACUGCUGCUUUAUCUGCUUCGUCUGCUGAUGAUGAGGUGAUGGAAGUUGAUGGAAAUAGUCAGAUUCGUCAAAGUACACGCUCGAAGGCACGCAAACCAAGAGCUGCACCUAUGUCUGUCAGUAGUGAUGAGGGGGAUGACCCAUUUUUGAUGCCAGAUGCACCUCCGAUGCGAUCUACAAGAACAAAGACAAGGAAAAGACAGUUGGAUGAGGACAAUAGUGCUGAUGAGUCAAUAUCUAAAAAGUCCUGUACAGAACACUCUAUAUCACAGGUGGAAGAUUCAUUUGAACAGUUGGAGAGGCUAUGUAACAGCAGUGCUGAUUUUUCAAACAGGGAAAUUUCAACACCAAAAUCCAGUGACAACAGUGACACUGGAUCUGCAGAGAAACUAACGCCCUCUGCAAAACCACCUUCGUUUGUAAACAAUUUAUCAAAGGUCCUGCCACCGUCCGCUUUGUCAACAGGAAUAAUGAAGUCCUUCAUCAAAAAUAAAAAUUCUCCUGCCAAACUGACUAUAAAGGAGCAACAAGAGCUGCGUAAGAAAGAACUGAGUGAAAAGCAGAAAAAGGACGAACAAAGACUGCAACAGCGAGAUGCCUUACUGAAGAUCAGGAUUGAAGAGCAGCGCAAGAAAAGGGAAGAGAGGAUGAAAAAGGCAGCUGAUCAGAGACAGCUGUUACAGAAGCAUGACAUCGAUCUGAAGAACAAACUUCAGAGACAGCGUGAAGAAAAGUUACAACAGACAGAAAACUUACGAGAGGAGAAAAUGAGGGAGGAACGAGAGAAACAAAGGAUAAGGUUGAAAAAGAUGCAAGAAGCAGAGGAAAGGAGAAAGUUGGAUGAAGAAGAAAGAUUACGAAAAUUGAAGGAACAGGAGGAAGAAGAAAAGAGGCUGAAAGAUUUACAGGCUAAGAAGAAGGAACAGGAACAGAGAGAGAGGCAGCGAUUGAUUUUAGAGGAGCGCCGUCGUCAGGAGGAGAGGGCUGCCCAGGUAGAACGUGAACGUCAGGCUGAACAGGAAAGGCUGAAACUGGCAUUAGAAGAGGAGCGACAGAAAGAAGCAGAAAGACAGCGACUGAGAGAACAAAGGGAAAAGGCUGCAGCUUUGGCCCAGGCAGAGAAAGAGAGACUAGAACUUGAGAAAAGGAAAGAACGAGAACUCCAACUGAAAAAGAAUCUAGAAAAACAGAAAGAAAUGGCCAGAAAACAACAGGAGAAAUGGGAUAAACAGAAAGAAGAACAGAAGAGGCAGGCUGCUGAACUACAGAACCUGAUAGCUAAACACAAUGCCAGUGUAACAGCUCCAACCCAGGUCAAAAAGGCUCCACUGCCUAAACCUACGUUUAUAAACACUACACAAAACAUGUCACAGUCAACCAAUUCAGACUCAUAUGAGAUGACUCCAGUGAGGAAAUAUUCAAGAAACAGUGAUAACUACGACAUAACUGAUAUGAAAUCGGACGACUCUACUGAUGAUGAUGAGAAACCCAGAAGAAAGAUACCUGCAUGGGCUCAAGGUCCCAAUUUGAAGGCUUCUCUUAUCAACCAACACUACCAUCCACCAAACCUCCCACAGCUGUUUGGACCUAUUGAUCCACCAGAUUUAAACCUACUCUUCAAUAAGAAGAAGGCCCGCUUCAACAAGCGCACAAGCUCUGCCCACUGGGACUCUCCAAUUAUGAAACCAGGAACAACAUUCCUGAAUUAGAUUGUGUGUUCAUUGGAUUGUUAAUGCCUCCAUCAGUUUUACAGAUUAUUUUUUACUUUAAGCAACCUGAAGUGAUAGGAGUGAUAUUUGAAGGAGUUUGAAUUGAAGUUA